GUAGUUGAAUGUUCGGCACGUGCCUAUUGGUGAGCUAUGAGCUGUGACGAGCACCCCCGCAAGCCUCCACCGUGAUAGUGGAGCUGCGCAUUUACACCGAGCCUCCCAUCUUUCCACUCUCAUACUAUUACUCUUGGAGACGUUCACUCCUUCUGUAUUUCAUUUGAACCCGCAACAAACCGGGACACAGCGACUCUUACACGAGGCUUUCCCUUCCUUCUACUCGCUCUCUGCCCACCAUGGCGGAGCUCACAAGCACGAAGCUCAAUGCGGAGUCGCAUCUCCUUCUCGACCAACCCCUCCUCCGCAUGCCCUACGAGCUCUCGCGGCGCAACUUCAAAAACGCCCAGCGCGUCAUCGAACACUCGUCCAGCGCACUCACCACAUCUCUAACCGCCGCCACCAAAGCCGCCUCCAAGAACACCUCCUCAGAAGCCACACUCGACUCUCUCGACACCAUGAUAAGCAAGAUGCACAACCUCAAGCGCAAACUAGAAACCCUCCACGAAGAAGAAGCGCGCACCCACCGCUCCACAAAAGCGCGCUUACAACACCUGCAAGACCUUUACGAAAUGCAAAGCCUCGUCGACGUCAAAUACGAUGAAUGGUCUCGCACGCGCCUAAGCCGGUUACUCGUGGACUACCUGUUAAGAGAGGGGUAUGCAGAGAGCGCGGCGUGUCUAGCGAAGAGCAAAGGGAUUACAGAACUUGUGGAUGUAGAUGCAUUCGUUGCGUGUCACAAGAUUGAGAGGAGUUUACGGGAAGGUAUGAGUACGACGUUGGCGCUUGAGUGGUGCAAGGAACAUGGCAAAGAACUUAAGAAGGGGGGCAGCCUGCUCGAAUUCGAGCUCAGGUUACAGCAGUAUAUUGAGUUGGUGAGGCAGGGGCACGAGGCCGGCUUGAGCGGUAUGGAUGGAUUGGAGACACAAGAUGACGGUAUGCAUGGAGUCAGCAUAGGGGGCGGAGGUGGGGAAACGAAGUUGAUGGAGGCAAGGGCGCAUGCUAAGAAGUAUCUGAGUACGAGUGGGGAUUUUGAAUUGAUGAGGAGGGCGGCGGGCAUGUUGGCGUAUAGGCCGUGGGAUGAGGUGGAACCUUAUGCUUCUUUCUACUCGGCAUCGCGAUGGUCGCAUCUAGCCGAUUGCUUCGUCGCGACUCAUCACACCCUCUACGCCCUGCCCCCGCGGCCGCUCCUGCACGUCGCUUUGAGCGCCGGUCUCUCCGCGCUCAAGACACCCGCCUGCCAUUCCGCCUACACGCCCUCCUCCACAAACGCCGCUUCAUCCACCACAACGGUAUGCCCAAUCUGUAGUACCGAACUCAACGAGCUGGCGCGCAACGUUCCCUACGCCCUCCAUACCAAGAGUAUCGUUGAAGACAGUCCCGUAGUAUUGCCCAACCAUCGCAUUUACGGCUCCGAGAGACUGCGCGUCUUCAACGAGAAAGUUGGAACGGGAGAAGGCUUCGUGAGGGAUCCGGCGGAAGGACUGAGCGGCAAGCAGUGGCCUGAGAGCGAGGUCCGGAAGGUUUAUGUUAUGUGAUGUUUUGUCUCUCUUUCUUUCUUCUAGCGGCACUUGUAUGAUAGUCCGGUAUAGCGUGGCGUUUUGGUAUGGGUAUCUGCUCGGUGUGGAAUGGGUCGGCGUACCUGGUUCUUUCAUGUGUAGAUA
Alternaria rosae is the source of this 1664-nucleotide messenger RNA. Its product is annotated as CTLH/CRA C-terminal to lish motif domain-containing protein. Gene Ontology annotation, biological process: proteasome-mediated ubiquitin-dependent protein catabolic process. Gene Ontology annotation, cellular component: cytoplasm; GID complex; nucleus. The transcript is spliced from 3 exons. Gene Ontology annotation, molecular function: protein binding; ubiquitin protein ligase activity. Lineage: Eukaryota; Fungi; Ascomycota; Dothideomycetes; Pleosporales; Pleosporaceae. The record is from RefSeq and is a predicted model, not a curated record. Bases 240 to 1538 code for a protein of 432 amino acids.